Messenger RNA from Polistes canadensis, 5493 nucleotides. RefSeq lists its product as uncharacterized. The record is from RefSeq and is a predicted model, not a curated record. Bases 710 to 3685 code for a protein of 991 amino acids. Gene Ontology annotation, molecular function: protein binding. Lineage: Eukaryota; Metazoa; Arthropoda; Insecta; Hymenoptera; Vespidae. The transcript is spliced from 7 exons.
AAGUGUUUACAAGUUUUGAGAAGAAAAAAAGAAAAAAAAAAACAAAACUGAUAAGACGAUCAAGAAAACUAAGUGCAACGCGAGUGACUUUUGAUUUUUUUUCUUCGGUCAGAAUUUUGAACUUCGGCGUACUUGAUUUGGGAUUAAAACAAAUAAAGUGCAACCCUGACGUUUUCACCGGGGGAUUUUCAUUUCUUUCUUUUUGUUUUUUUUUUCCUUUUCUUUUCUUUUGUAUUCCUUCUUCUUCUCGGACAAGAUUUUUGUUGGUCAAGUUAUUUUAUACGUCGGAGAUACCACGAUUAGAAUUAACGAGAGAAUCGUUGUCGGGGCAUAGCGAUUUCCGUUAUUAGGAUUCCUCGAGCGAAACGUAGAGCAGAACAAACGUUGAGUGAGAAAACGAGAAUACGAGAAAGAGAAAAAGAAAGAGAAAGAGAAAGAGAUUUAGAUCGAGAGACCUAGAGAUCUUAAGAGAUCGACUAAGAGAAAGAAGGAUAGGAAACUGAAUGCAUCGAGGUCGGGAUACAUAUAUCGUAGACAAUCGAGUGCAACGCUGUUAUUUUUCAAAUCGCGUGCGUUACACUACGCCUCCUAUCGAAACGCAUCGUCCGUAACAUUAGAGGUACACCCUGGGCGUUAUGCGAGUAUGGCCAAUCUUCAACUCCGUUGAACCAACAACAACAACUUCGAUUCAAGCAUCAAUAACAAAAAAAUGGUCUAUAGAGGUAGCUUGCAAACAGAUGAUCCAAGAGAUGCACCGAAAUUGGUCAGAAUGUCGCCACUUAGAACGAGCAGACCCAACGGUCCAGUUUACAACACUUUCGGAACUUCAACGCCAAUUAAAAAUGUUUGUCACGGACCUUACAUCGGACCUAUCGAUGCAAACCGUGCUAAACUUAUCGAGGAGAGACGAUUAAGUCGUGAAAGAGACAUCGAAUCAAUGGAGAAAGUGAUUAUGAGGACAACUGGAUUAAAAGUAGGUGCACCUAAGCUUCGUAAUAUCAGUCAAAUACGAGAAAGCGUGUUCGUUGAUCCGGCAUUGAUGCCGAUGGGUCAGAUCGGUAGAUCUGAUGUUCGAGGUCGUCCAAGAACCAUCGCGAUUGGAUUGGAAGAAUCUAACGGUAGAGUUUCUAGAGUUCAAAGUUCAAUGUUGGCUGAUCUGAAAGACCUGGAACGACUUCGGAAUACUCCGCCAUCUCAAAGGAACGUGAAAACUACGAAGAAAUUGGAUAAACCUGAGAUUAGAAGUUCUAUGACAAAUUUGAAAAAAAAUUCAACAGGAAAUCCGAAUAAAAUUCGAUCGGAUAUUAUGAAAAUACAACAGAUGUUCCAGAUUCCUGAUAAUAAUACCAAACCGGAGGUUAGGAUUUCUCAAGAGAGGAAGUCGAGGGUCGAGCACGAGAAGGAUGAUAAAAAGUUGGCUGGGGAGAUCAACAGGACACGUUUGCUGGCCCAAAAGCUCUUGGAGGCGUCUCGAAAUAACCGAGACGCGUUGAAGGAUCGUUAUGGUAAUACCAAGAACGCGUCCUCGAACAAACAACUACAAACGAAGGAAGUUAAUGGUAAAGCUCCCUGUAAGAGUACCACCAUUCAAGAAAAAAAUCUUGACUCGAAGCAACCCAAGACCAAGACCAAGACCAAGACCAAGACUACACCAGUAACUAUCACGACAACGACGACGACUGAGAAAAUUGAAACGAGUUUGAACGAACCGCAACCACGACCACCAAUUCGUAAAAGAAGAGACUCGAGGAGUCGAGUUAACGAUGAUACUCAAGUUAAUCCUUUGGAAGAAGAUCUUGAUGAUAUUUCGAAACAUUCGUUGAGUUUGUCCAAAGGAUUCGACAACAAUUGUCAAAAUAAUUCGAAAUUUGUACAAGGAUUGGAUAGGCCGGAUAUAUUGGAUGGACUUUUGAAAGAAUCCGAUCAACAGCUGGAGGAUUUGAAAAUGGAUUUAGGGGAAAGGGGAAGAUCGAGAAGUCAUUGGAGGGGAUUUAUACAAUCGAUGAGAUUACACGACGUCGAAUUACAUUCGGAUAGCGAGGAUCAACGAAAAGAUCUUAAUUUGUGGAACAAGAGUAUCAGUCAACGUUGGAGGAAACUCAGAAGACGAUGUUCCGUACAGGAAACAUCCGAACCACAGGAAUCGUUGAUACCUGGUGGUGGAGCUCAAGGUGUUAUACACACUGUAAGAUCAACCCCGGCUAGCAGGGAAGCCUCACCGGCUGCUAAAAGUCUUCAGGAUGGUAGCUCGCCGAAAAAAUUACUCCAAACUAGUUCCCUCAGACUGCCAGGCACUACGAAAGGCAUAGCAGAUAUUCAAAACGUAUUGCGAAGCAAAUUCAGUAAGAUAAAUGCUGGAAUUAGAAAAAGAAAAGCGCUGAGCGUGACCGAGGUAUUUUCGCAGAAAGACAAUGCUUCGAAUUUUUAUGUUCCGAGUCCGUUGACUUCAUCGACUAGUCAAAGUUUCGACUCGUCUGAACGUUUCGAUUCUAGCGAACCAACGUCCUUACCACCAUAUCCUUUCCACGAUACAUUAGAAACCUUAGCAGAGACUAGUGUACCGAAUUCACCUAACUGCAAGAGUCCUUUGGCUGAUGGUUGUCCAAGUUUCGGGUAUUCGGAGAACACGCCCAGUUCUUACGAUCAUCAAAUAAUUCAUGAUAAUCAUGAUAAAAAAGAUGUUUACGAAAACGUGGUAUACAACAAUUCAACGUCAAGUCCCUCGACAAGGUCAAAGGUUUCACUAUAUCGAAGUAAUUCAGAAAGUCGUGACAAUAUCAGACACCAGGAUCAUUCCUACGAGAACGUGCGUUUUCACAGAGGACACAGAUCAGAAGUUGAUUCACCUGGUAGUCCUUAUUGCGAUAGGCAAACCUUAGCAAGAAGUAAUUCCGAGACGAGAGAUCAUCAUUGUUACGAGAACGUACAUUUUCAAAAGAAUGGUAAAACUAGGAAUCAAUCGGAUUCGUCUUUCGAAACUAUUCAUAUACCAAGAGUAACCCCAAGAAAAAGAAUCACGGAUUUCAAGGUUGGAGGACAAGUGAGCAAUUAUUCGGCCGAUUCAAGCGCCACCUCUAUCGUUGGCAAGGAUGAUGGACCCUCCAGUCUUGGGACUGAGAGGAGUCCCGGGAAGAAGCCUACGAGGAGGUUGAAUAGUCGAAGUGUGGCUAAUAUUCCUAGCUCAUCUGGUGCUAAUUUAAAGACUUGGCAAGGCGCUCAAGACACGGAUGAAGGUCUGAACACAGAUUCCGAAUUGGAAGAUAUAGACGAGGCUGGUGAAGGUGAAGAAUCAAGAUUCUGUACGUUACCAAGGCCUGGUAAAAGUGGUGCAUCCUUUACGAUAUUGACAGCCAGAUUCUUCAAAGGACCUGGUCAUAAGGGACUCGGUUUUAGCAUCGUCGGUGGUACCGAUAGUCCACGUGGAAAUAUGGGAAUUUAUGUUAAAACUGUUUUCCCUAAUGGUCAAGCUGCUGAUCUUGGAACUGUCAAGGAAGGGGACGAAAUUUUGUCAAUAAAUUCGAAACCCCUUCACGGGAUGACGCACGCCGAAGCAAUUGCAGAGUUCAAAUCCGUCAAGGCUGGAGACGUGGUUCUUCACGUUGGUCGUCGAGUUAAUAAAAAAAAACGUGAAUCAUUGACGUUACCUCCGGUUGGUCCACCGGCACCUCGGCAACCGAUCAAGUGAAAGAAAAAUUCCAAUAAUUUCGGUUUUUUAAGUUGAUCUAAAAAAACGUCGAGAAGUUUAAGUGAUAUUUUGUUGACUACCCUAAUCUAUUUGUAAGAGGAAUUUUUUUCUAGGAACAUUAUCUUUUUUUAAUUAUAAACUGUUUUUCUUUGUAUUUUUUUUUUAUCAUCAACGAUGGCCAAGAAUAUUAAUUGUUGUAUUUUCUUUUUUUUAUUAUCGUACAAAGCAAUAGCGUUUAUUAUUGCUGGCAAUAAUAGAGAACUGUGGCCACCACCCUCUCCCCCCCCACGUCUGUUUUGCGACAGAUUUAUGUAGAACAAAAAAAAAUAACAAAUUACCGUUGAUACAACAACGACUGCGAUUUAUGCAGGCUGGAAGACUGUACGUGUGCUUUUUAUUUUUUUUCUUUUUUUUUUUUUUUUAUUAAAUCUUAUCGGAAAGUAAAAAAGAAAUAUUUAAAGCUUCGCGUUUGACGUAAAUUUAGUAAUUCUCUUUGUUUUAACUUUCCUUAUGUGAAUGAUUUAAUUAACUCGAUCAUUAUUCUACUGAAUAGUUCGUGGAUGAUUCAAAAUGUUAUUUUCCACGUGACUGGAGUUAAUUAUAACGACGAAUACGAGUGAUGCAAACCAAACGAAUAAAAAAAAAAAAAAUUACCAUAAAAUAAACAUCAAAUUAUGAUAACGACAUGUAAUCUUGAGAGACAUACUAAUCUUUAACGAUCAUUUAUAUAUCGUCUAUUUAUAUUCGGAAUUAUUAACGAAAUCAAAGUUAGUAUUUAAGAAUCAAAGAUCAAAAUUAAUGAAAACAAAAAAAAAAUUUUGUCUCUUUCACUCUCUUUAUCUCUUUGUCUCUCUAAAUAUUUUUUCAUAUAUAGCUACACACACACACACACAUAUACUCACACAUACAUAUCUUCAUAAAUUGACCUAUCGUAAGAAUUUAGAAAAAAAAUAUUUCUAAACGAAGAGAUUCUUUUUCAUACGAGCAAUGAACAAAUGAACUGAAUGAAAUACAUUUGAUUGUCGAUCGUAAUUAAUUAAAAAACGGGGUUGUUUAUUUUUUGAUAAGGAAAAAACAUCGAAGAGACGAGAGAAGAAGAUUUUUUUUUUUUAUAAUAACUUAUUAGAAAGAUUAGCGAAAGAAAUUAUUAUUUUUCGAUGACGCUUUUGCGAAGCUAUAAAAGUGGCAAGGAAAAAAGAAGAAACGAUAAAAAAAGAUUUUAAAUGUACUGGGAGUGUGUGCAAGAAUCCUACUAAACGCGAUAAAAUAAUUUUUCUAUUAUAAAAUUCAAAGUUUUUAUUUUAUUUUAAUUGAAUGCCGUAUAUACACACACACACACAUCUUUUUGUAUUUUGUAAAAAUUAAAUAUUACGAACGUGUUAUAAAAAUAUUGUAAACAUUGGAAAUCCAAAAAAAAAAACAAACAAAUGAUAUAACAACGAUCAAAAUGAAACAAUUGUUAUAUGUCAAAUUCUUGCAUGCACGUUGGAAAAAAGAAUUACAAAUGUAUAUCACUUGAUUUUUUUAUUUUACUGGAACCUGAACGAAACAGGACAGAAAAAAAAAUAUCAUCGAGGAGAAAAAAGAAAAAAGUAAAAGAAGAAAACGCGCUUUAAAGCAAACUCAUAUGCGUUCGUAGGCGUAUUUAAAAAUAUAUGCAAUAAUAAUUCUAUGGAAUUUAUUUUUUAACGGUAGAUUACGCAAAGAUCGCCCAAAGAUGAAACCCAAAAAAUAUUUUUAUUACUAAUGGAAAAUAAAUGAAAAAAAAAACAAAGAGAAAAAACAUAGCGUAUAUAGAAGAAGGAAAA